This is a messenger RNA of Scylla paramamosain (green mud crab), 972 nucleotides long. RefSeq lists its product as uncharacterized. The transcript is spliced from 4 exons. The record is from RefSeq and is a predicted model, not a curated record. NCBI's taxonomy places the organism in Eukaryota, Metazoa, Arthropoda, Malacostraca, Decapoda, Portunidae. Gene Ontology annotation, biological process: embryonic morphogenesis. The coding region runs from base 49 to 723 and encodes 224 amino acids. Gene Ontology annotation, cellular component: tRNA-splicing ligase complex.
CCCUAUAAAACACACACACACACACACACACACACAUACACAACAAAUAUGGCUCGGCGUAGUGGUGCAAAUCUCGCCGCGAGCGAGGAGCCUCAGAAGUUGAGUUAUCUACAGCCUGAAAUUCUUCCUGUGCAAGUAAUGGUCGAUGUCCUGAAAGAAAGAGGGAUUAAACCAGCCAUUCUACAGCAAGCAGAUAGACUGAAAAUCAUUCAUCUCUUCUAUAAGUAUGUUAGUCCAAAAUAUCAGCGUGACUGCCGAGACAAUCGCCGUGGAAAAUUGAUGAAAAAAAUAAGAGAAAGAAAAGCUAUCCACUUAAAGGAUGAAGACUGGAAAAUGCUUGUGUUAGAGUCAAAAGGCAAAAUUUUUCCCAACUUGUCAACAAAAACUACUGUAAAUAAUGAGGGUGAGAGAUUGAAGCCACCACCCUCCUGCAUCAACACUGAAAGAAAAAUCAUUAAACUGGGCAGUGUAACAAAAACAUCCUCCUCAACUGGCUUAGAUUUCCUCAUCAUUAAGAAAGAUGAUUCUGAUGUUACUGAAGACAAAGAAAGUAACAAGAAACAGAAAAUGUUAAAAGAGAAGAGGAAAACACAGUGUGAAGAAGAAACCAGGACAAAGAAAAUAAAGGUAGAUCAUGAGGAAAAUGAAACAGUACUUCUGAAGAAUCCAGUGGAAGGUUGCAAGACAUUGAAGUCCGAUAGGAGACUCAUCACGUGGCCAUAGGGUUUGACUUGCCUUAUUCCCUGGCAUCAAAUAUACACCAGUAUCCAAGAUUUGCUCCUAAAUUUUUGAGCUCAAUAUUGCACAUUUAAAGCAAAAACAGAAGCAAAGAAGUUCUUGAGUCUUAUAAAACUCAAGAUAUCUAUUGUUGUACAUGUUCAUGUAUUUCAUUAUUGAAACAAUCACAUCAUUGUAUGGUAACUAUUCAUUGUUUGCAAACUGAUUCAUGAUAUUAAAAUAGCUACCACACUA